AGGCGCAAGUUUACUCCGGUCGAGGGUUACCAAAGUCGCCGAUUUUAUUUUCCGAUUCCCCCUUUGCCGCAAAGGGCUAGGGAGUCAAUUUCUCACCUCUCUAUCUAUCGUCACUCCUCUCAUUUGCUAUCCCGUCUCGGGCCGGUGAGGUAUGGCGUCGUCUUCGCUUAUGGCAGCAACUCCUCACCUCGGUUAUGCAAGCCCGAGGACCGACGGUCACUGCUCAUCCUUCUCUCGCACAAACCUCCUCAUACCCCCGUCCUUUCCAGGUUGUCGUCCUGGCCGGCGGUACUUACAUCACGAGCAACGGUGCCUACAUUUUGGUUUGAAGGAGACAUCAGAAGGCAAAUCACGAUUAGGAAGCACAAGGAAAUCACACAUUCACAGGUUUAAUGAAAUAGAUGUAUCCAGUAUUUCUUCAAGGAAGCUAUGCUGCCUAGCUCGCUUUCGUAGCCGCUAUAAGCUUGUGGGUCAUAUUAAAAUACACACUUUGGGUGACUUUAUUGACAAAUCAACUUUUCCUAUUGCAAAGCAUUCAGUUUUUAGCAAUGUGAAACCAGCACGUAUUCGUUGUGCAUCUUUAGGCCCUGAUGAACCCCAUGUUGCCAGCACAUCAUUUUCUGAGACAAUCCUUGAGAAACAAGGUUUGGGCUUUUGGGGUCCUGAAGCUGAGAAGGAAGAACUUGAAAGUUUAUUUAGCUCGCCACUUCCUUCACAUCCAAAGCUCCACAGAGGGCAGCUAAAAAAUGGUUUACGCUACCUCAUUCUGCCUAAUAAGGUCCCUGCAAACAGGUUUGAGGCACAUAUGGAAGUUCAUGUUGGAUCAAUUGAUGAAGAAGAUGAUGAGCAGGGAAUUGCCCAUAUGAUUGAACAUGUUGCAUUUCUUGGGAGUAAAAAACGAGAAAAACUUCUUGGAACUGGAGCAAGGUCUAAUGCAUAUACAGAUUUCCAUCACACCGUGUUUCAUAUCCAUUCCCCGACUACCUCAAAGGACUCAGAUGGGGAUUUACUUCCAUUUGUGUUGGAUGCUCUAAAUGAGAUAGCUUUCUAUCCCAAGUUUCUUCCAUCUCGUGUUGAAAAGGAGAGAAGAGCUAUCCUCUCUGAAUUACAGAUGAUGAACACGAUAGAAUAUCGCGUUGACUGCCAGUUGUUACAACAUCUGCAUUCUGAAAACAAACUGAGUAAAAGAUUUCCUAUUGGAUUGGAAGAACAGAUUAAACAAUGGGAUACAGAAAAAAUACGUAGAUUCCAUGAGCGCUGGUACUUUCCUGCAAAUGCCACUUUAUAUUUAGUUGGGGACAUUGAUGACAUUCACAAGGCAGUUUACCAAAUUGAAGCUGUCUUUGGCCGGGCACUAGAGGAAAAAGAAGCACCUCCAGUUCAUUCUACCUCCGCAUUUGGGGCAAUGGCAAAUUUUCUUGUUCCUAAGUUGCCAAGUGGACUUUCUGGUAGUCUCUCUCAUGAAAGAGCUGCUUCGUUAGAUCAAUCAAAGCUUAUAAGGAAAGAAAGGCAUGCAGUUCGACCACCUGUUCAACAUAUAUGGUCUCUUCCUGAAUCUGGUCAAUUUGCUAAGCGUCCACAAGUAUUCCAGCAUGAAUUAAUUCAAAAUUUCUCAAUCAACAUGUUUUGUAAGAUACCUGUAAACUCUGUUCGAUCAUAUGGUGAUUUGAGAACCGUCUUGAUGAAGAGAAUAUUUUUAUCAGCUCUGCAUUUUAGAAUAAACACCAGAUAUAAGAGUUCAAAUCCUCCUUUCACAUCAAUUGAGUUAGAUCAUAGUGAUUCUGGCAGAGAAGGGUGCACAGUUACUACUCUUACGGUGACUGCUGAACCAAAAAACUGGCAAAGUGCCAUUAAAGUUGCUGUUCAGGAGGUCCGAAGGCUUAAAGAGUUUGGUGUAACAAAAGGAGAACUGACUCGCUAUAUGGAUGCACUGAUCAAAGACAGUGAACAAUUAGCUGCGAUGAUUGAUAACGUUCCGUCUGUUGAUAAUCUGGAUUUUAUUAUGGAGAGUGACGCACUUAGCCAUACAGUAAUGGAUCAAAGGCAGGGCCAUGAAUGCUUAGUUGCAGUUGCAGAAACUGUUACUUUAGAAGAAGUUAACUCUGUUGGUGCGGAGGUGUUGGAGUUCAUUUCUGACUUUGGAAAGUCUACUGCACCACUUUCUGCAGCUAUUGUUGCUUGUGUUCCAAAGAGAGUGCAUAGUGAAGGAGUUGGAGAAGUUGAGUUUAAGAUCGAUUCACAGGAAAUUGUUGAUGCCAUAAAAGCAGGCCUUCAGGAACCAAUACAUGCAGAGCCUGAGCUUGAGGUGCCGAAAGAGUUGAUAACAUUGUCAGAACUGGAGGACUUGAGAUUACAACGUAAGCCCGCUUUUGUUUCUUUAAGCAAAGAAGUGGAAAUGAUAAAACGGUUUGACAAGGAAACUGGCAUCAUGCAGCGCUGCCUUUCAAAUGGAAUUCCUGUUAAUUACAAGAUUACAAAAAAUGAAGCUAGAGGUGGUAUCAUGCGACUUAUUGUGGGUGGUGGAAGAGCAGCAGAAACUUCUGAUUCAAAGGGAUCAAUUGUUGUAGGAGUUAGAACGCUCAGUGAAGGGGGCUGUGUUGGCAAAUUUUCGAGGGAACAGGUAGAGCUUUUUUGUGUAAAUCACCUAAUAAACUGUUCUUUGGAGUCCAAUGAGGAGGUAAUAUGUAUGGAAUUUCGAUUUACUUUGAGAGAUAAUGGGAUGAGAGCUGCAUUCCAACUCCUGCACAUGGUUCUUGAGCAUAGUGUUUGGCUUGAAGAUGCGUUUGAUAGAGCCAGGCAACUGUAUUUUUCAUACUACCGAUCCAUACCAAAAAGCCUUGAACGUUCAACUGCACACAGACUUAUGUUGGCAAUGUUGAAUGGUGAUGAGAGAUUUGUUGAGCCAACACCGGAUUCAUUGGAAAAAUUAACACUUCAAUCAGUUAAACAUGCUGUGAUGAAUCAGUUUGUUGGUGACAAUAUGGAGGUAAGUAUUGUUGGUGACUUCUCGGAGGAAGAAAUUGAAUCUUGCAUCCUUGAUUACCUGGGUACCGUUAGAGCAAAGCAAAGUUUUGACUCCAUGACGUUUGAGCCAAUUAUGUUUCGAACAACUCCAUCCGAUCUUCAUUUUCAGCAGGUAUAUCUAAAGGACACUGAUGAAAGAGCAUGUGCAUACAUUGCUGGUCCAGCUCCAAAUCGUUGGGGUUUCUCUGCUGAAGGCAAAGACCUCUUUGAUUUAAUCAAUAGUGCACCAAGUGAAGAUGAGAAGUUUAAUUCAGAGAAGACACUCUCUCUUCAAGAGAAGGACAUAGAAAGCAAUAUACAGAAAAAUAUGCGAUAUCACCCGCUUUUCUUUGGUGUUACUUUAGGGUUACUAGCGGAGAUCAUAAACUCCAGGCUUUUCACAACAGUUAGGGAUUCUCUGGGUUUAACAUAUGAUGUAUCUUUCGAAUUAAGUCUCUUUGAUAGACUGCAACUGGGAUGGUAUGUCAUUUCAGUAACCUCUACUCCAAGCAAGGUUUAUAAAGCUGUUGAUGCAUGCAAGAAUGUGCUCAGAGGGCUACACAAUAACAAGAUUGCCCAGAGAGAGCUAGAUCGGGCAAAGAGGACCCUACUGAUGAGACACGAAGCUGAGACAAAGUCAAAUGCCUACUGGCUCGGAUUGCUAGCGCACUUACAGGCUUCAUCCGUUCCUAGGAAGGAUAUUUCAUGCAUCAAAGACUUAACCUUAUUAUAUGAAGCUGCAAGCAUUGAGGAUAUAUAUGUUGCAUAUCAAUAUUUGAAGGUUGAUGACGCAUCCUUGUUUUCGUGCAUUGGUGUGGCUGGUGUACAAUCAAGUGAAGAUCUCUCUGCCACAGAAGAAGACAUGGGUGUAAGCUAUCAGCCAUUUUCUCAGAUUGGGCGUGGUCUGUCUACAAUGACACGUCCCACAACAUGAUUUUCUUGAUACAAUUCGUUGAUUAAGUUUGCGGGAGAUCUGAAUAAUUUUCAGGGUUAUAUCAGUUCCCUGAAUGCCAUUAUUAUAGAAGACCACAUAAAAGUUCAUUGUAGGUGCAUUCGCAAAAGUGAAACAGCUGGAAUUUUUCAGAAACAAUUUUUAUAAUUCUUCAUCAACUACAUUUUUUUUUUUCAUGUAAUUUUGUGCAAAGAAUGACGUCUAUUAUUUACUUCCAUAUAUAUUUUUCUCCUGAUAUAUUCAGAAGCUUUUGUGUCAUGGUAAAGCUAACGUUUCAAUAAUCGUUGUUGUAUUUGUAUCCUGUAUUUGCAACAUUACUGAUAAUAUCUGUAUGGCUCCUUUCAUUGUCAAAA
Molecule: messenger RNA, 4308 nt
Organism: Dendrobium catenatum
Lineage: Eukaryota; Viridiplantae; Streptophyta; Magnoliopsida; Asparagales; Orchidaceae
Product: stromal processing peptidase, chloroplastic
Exons: 25
Coding region: 152-3937 (1261 amino acids)
Molecular function (GO): metal ion binding
Source: RefSeq, a predicted model, not a curated record